Molecule: messenger RNA, 993 nt
Organism: Alternaria arborescens
Lineage: Eukaryota; Fungi; Ascomycota; Dothideomycetes; Pleosporales; Pleosporaceae
Exons: 2
Coding region: 1-993 (330 amino acids)
Source: RefSeq, a predicted model, not a curated record
AUGCAUCUACCCAACGAAGUCCACGACCUCAUCAUUUCAGAUCUUGAACCGCGAGAACGCUUCAACUACCGCCUUGUCGGCCACUCAUUCGCACAAACCGCAAUACCACACGUCUUCAGGCGCAUCAAUGUCUCGCCCGUGGUAUCCAGUCUCCACGACCUGGCACACAUUGCAAGCCAGAAGCAUCUAAACCGCCAUGUGACACACUUGGGAUGGGACAGCGAUCGAUUGCGCCUCGGAAACAAGAAAGGUCAAAUCGAUCUUGGAGACACACAGUGGGAAGCCGUGAGAGAGAUAUUGCCCCGAGAUGCGAACGAAAGCGAACAUCAUGAAGAUAUUGGCAUGCGUAUCCUAACCCUAAUUCUCCGCCACUUUCCCAAUCUCAAAACAUUGGAUAUUGAUAUCUGGGAGAGCUCUGACACUACCGAAAGAUGUCUUGAUCCUUCAGACUCUUCGUCUAUGAUCCGGGGCGAAUGCGAGAUGUAUACACUCCUUACAGCAGCGCAUGCCGUGGGAUGUCAGAUUACCGAGUUCAAGCUCUCCAGCAUAGGUAGACCGCAUCCGCUUUUCCGUUCGGAGAUCUGGCCUUCCCUCGUUCCUGUGUGCAAAGACCUGACAUCUUUAAAACUUCCCUUGAACUUCGCUCUCAGCGUCGAGGAGAAGGAAACAUGGUUGAGGGAGUACAAGGAAAUAGAAGAUCAGAUACCAGAGGAUGAGCGCACGACAAUCUUCACAGGGUACACAACAGUCCAUUCAUUCCACAGCACAGCGGCGCAGAUAGCUUCAUUCCGGGCAUUCCUUAGUACACUGAGUAAACUGCAGACGCUCGAACUGACGCUCGAAGCGGGGCAGUGGGAUGAACACGUCGACAUGGAUGCUCAUCUCAGCCUGCAAGGUCCUUCUCUCGAGGACGUGCUUCCUUCAAACGCUUUUCCGCAUCUGCGAGACAUUGGAGGUGGCCAAGUUUACCAAUGUCGCGUUCGCAUUUUGUGA